Messenger RNA from Trematomus bernacchii (emerald rockcod), 2581 nucleotides. Its product is annotated as ras-related protein Rap-2a-like. The transcript has 3 exons. Gene Ontology annotation, molecular function: GTPase activity; GDP binding; GTP binding. Gene Ontology annotation, cellular component: plasma membrane. The record is from RefSeq and is a predicted model, not a curated record. Gene Ontology annotation, biological process: Rap protein signal transduction; negative regulation of cell migration. The coding region runs from base 1113 to 1664 and encodes 183 amino acids. Lineage: Eukaryota; Metazoa; Chordata; Actinopteri; Perciformes; Nototheniidae.
AUCACAUGUAGGGUUGUGAGGCCAAUAUCUGGUCAGUGUUUUAAUGCUGCUUUCAUAGAAGUGGCUCCAAGCUGUCCGCUGUUAUGCUUUCACCACACAUGAUGAACAUUAUGAUAAGGCUCUGGGACAAACAAACUUAAUUUGUUUCUUUGUCAUUUCCUGUUGCUGCAGUGGAGCUUGUUUGCAGGGAAAAAUACAUUUACAUAUGAAGGGUUAACAAUACUACUGCUUUAAUGGAUUAGUAUUGAUGGUGAAGAAAAAAACAAACCGAAGACUUUGGUGAGUAUAUUUAUGUGAAUAUAAAUUGUAUUCUGAUGUGUUGGCAACAUUUUUAUGUUUGCAGUGUAUACCAAACACUUUGCUGAGUGUGAGGAGCAUCUCCUGUGGUAGGUGAACCCAGUUUCCCUCAGACUUGCAGAAUCAGUUCCAUCUUUUACAUUUCAAUCUUAGAAUUAUCUUUAAAAAAUACUAUUUAUAAACCCAGGCACAUUUAUUUUUCAUUUCCAACGUGUCUAAUGUUAUUGCCUUCUAUGUCCAUAUUACCUUUUUAAUUGUCUGUAAUUGGUUCAUUGACUAUAGUGUCAGUAUCAGUCAUUUAGAAAAUGCCAAAAACCCAUAUUUUAAGCCCUUUGGUGACCCUAUGAUGUGAUGUUAUAAAGUCUGUGGCAUUGGACCAGCAUCCAUGUUUCUACAAAAACUAAAUGUUGAAUUGUUCACCUUUUAUUAGUCUAAACUUAACCACACUUCAACAAUAACUAUGUUUAUUUGCACCAUUGAUGUGUAUUAAAUUGAAUAUGCACUGAUAUAGUGUAAUUCCAAAAUGAGGGCUAAUAACAGUUUGCUUACAAUCAACUUCCUCUGACAGUUUAAAUAACAAUAUGAUUAAGUAACACAGCUUCAGUAUCAGUUUCAUUUCCAUUAUCACAAGCUUCUCUUAUAUCUUUGUCAUUUCUAUUCUUCCACUGUCUCUAUGUGGCACUAAUCACCCCCCAUAUUUUCCAGGAAAUAGUAACAUCAUCCAGUGGCUGCACCGACUCCAGAGGCGUGGAUUCCCAGCAGCUCUGGAGCCUCCUUAAGGAUAAAUAGGCUCUUCGCCUUUAACGGUCCACAGGAUGCGGGAGUAUAAGGUGGUGGUGCUCGGCAGCGGUGGGGUGGGGAAGUCCGCCCUCACGGUGCAGUUUGUCACCGGGACAUUUAUAGAGAAGUACGACCCGACCAUUGAAGAUUUCUACAGGAAGGAGAUCGAGGUGGACUCUUCUCCGUCGGUGCUGGAGAUCCUGGACACAGCCGGCACCGAGCAGUUCGCCUCCAUGAGGGACCUUUACAUCAGGAACGGACAAGGCUUCAUCCUGGUCUACAGUCUGGUCAACCAGCAAAGUUUCCAGGACAUCAAGCCCAUGAGAGACCAGAUCAUCAGGGUGAAAAGGUAUCAGCAGGUGCCGGUGGUGCUGGUGGGGAACAAGGUGGACCUGGAGGAGGAGAGGGAGGUGUCCCCCAGCGAGGGCCAGGCGCUGGCAGAGGACUGGGGCUGCCCCUUCAUGGAGACGUCGGCCAAGAGCAAGACCAUGGUGGACGAGCUGUUCGCUGAGAUUGUGAGGCAGAUGGACUUCUGCCCCCUGCCGGACCGGAGGGAGGCGUGCUGCCCCGCCUGCAGCGUGCAGUAGCAGCCUGUCGGAGGUGAUGGAUGGGAGGGGUGGUAGAAAAUUAGAAUGCAAAUGAAUUCAUGUUAGAUAGAUUAAAGAUGGAGGGGUUUAAAGGAAAAAUCCACUCCUUCUAAAAACGGUUUCUACCUGCUUUCUGUAGCAGAAGUAGACAAAGGUGGCAACAUUUUGACAUACAUCACUCCUCGGACACAGGGUGGAUUUUUCCCUUGAAAGAAUAUAACAACACUUGACCUCCCACGUUCGCCAUCCUUGUUAGCAGGAGUAAAUGUUCGGGGUUUCCCAAAGGCAGCACGGUGCCAAAACCAUCUUAACAAGCCAUCGCCAAAGAGGAUCAUAGUGCGAAAUGCUUCUUGGGAAACCAGCCAUAGGUCCGAGCAGGGAUGGCAGUGUUUUUGGUCCUCUUUUACGUCUACUUGUGUUUUUCUUGUUGCACUUUUGGGACUUAUUUGACAGUGCAAGACCAAUCACCAAGUAUCUGAACGGAUGUCAAGUAACACCACUGUGAAGGAGUCGUACUGGAAGUUAAAUUCACAGCAGGCCCGCCUAACUACGAAUGAAUGAAUAGAUGAACGAAUGUUUAAAAAAAGGAAACCGCACCUUUGGGGAAAUUCCUUCAGAAGAUCCCAACGUUGACAUACUGUGGAUGAUGUGUGCAUGACGUUGUACUGUCACACUGACAUUGAGUACAAUCAAUCUCACCCAAAGAGACAGUAUCAAUCAACUGAUCAAACAAUCAUUGAAAUGUACAGAACACUUGUCUUUACACAUUACGGAUGAUACAAAUGCCUUGUUACAUUGUUUGAAGUUAACAUCAGUGUCAAUGUAUAGUUCAUUUAUCUUAUUCACAUCAGAUAUGUUAGUGGUUCAAUGUGAGAAACACUUAUUUUCAACAAAAAAUAAAUCUUUAUGCACAUAUG